Aplysia californica (California sea hare) is the source of this 933-nucleotide messenger RNA. RefSeq names its product ras-like GTP-binding protein rhoA. NCBI's taxonomy places the organism in Eukaryota, Metazoa, Mollusca, Gastropoda, Aplysiida, Aplysiidae. Gene Ontology annotation, molecular function: GTP binding; GTPase activity. The record is from RefSeq and is a predicted model, not a curated record. Gene Ontology annotation, biological process: small GTPase-mediated signal transduction.
AUCCACCUGACCAUCUAUGACACGGCCGGCCAACCAGAGCUCAUUGACGUCCGCCGCUCCGUGUAUCCGGCCACUGACGUCAUCCUGCUGUGUUUCGACAUCUCCUCUCCGGACUCGUUCAACAACAUCUCUGACCACUGGAGGCCUGAGCUCCAGCAGAUCCGGAAGUACACCCACUGCCCGCUCAUCCUGGUGGGAAACAAACACGACCUGAGAGGCCAGCCGAUGACGUCAGACGGGGCCAUCAGAGCUGCUUCCGGUGUGUCCCAUGGCGCGGCGGGGAGUGAGGGGGAGAGUGAGGGGGAGAGUCUGAUCACCUACGAAGAGGGGAAAUCUCUGGCUCACUCACUGGGCGCCUACGCCUACCUAGAGUGCUCCUCCAAGACCGGGGCGCACGUGCGGGAAGUGUUCCGAGCCGCGACUCUAGUCGCCAUGCAGCACAAGCGAUUCAAGAAGUCCAGGAUGCCCGGAUGUUUGCCCAGUUGUGUGUCGUCAGCUCACUAGAUCCUCCACGGCAGGGGACAGCGUCGGAUCGUUGUUCUCGCCGCACCAGAAGUGACCCCAUUCUGACCCCAUUCUGACCCCAUUCUGACGGGGAAGCUGUGGGUUUGUUCUGGUUCAGGUUUGGAUAUUGAUCAGUUGUAGAAUUGUUCUCUUUUACGACUGCAUCGGCACGGCUUUCAACAAAACGUCGGUGAGUUCAUUGGAUCCUUCCCGUCAGAGUCCCACAAGAGACAGAGAUCAUAACGCUUAGAUUAUGUACAGAGAUGAACAUUACAAUCUCAUGAUGCCCAGAGGACCUGAUAGCAUUCUGGAACAAAUAUCAACUUCCUGAGAUGCAUUCAGAGCAAGAUGCUUGUAAAAAGUGUCUUUCCCAAGGACACAACGUCGGGCCUGAGGCUCGAACCCCAGACCCCGUAACCUCACGAUUAU